GCGGGUCACGUGCGGCCGGCCGCCCGGGGUCACGUGACGGGGCGCCGGGGCGGAGGGAGUCGCGGCCGGGAGUUCUGCUGAGGGAAGCCGAGUGAAGUGGGGGGGACGCGGCGGCGACGGCGGCGGCGGCGGCGGCGGCGCUGACCAUGAGUUUUCUUGGAGGUUUCUUUGGUCCCAUUUGUGAGAUUGAUGUUGUCCUUAAUGAUGGGGAGACCAGGAAAAUGGCAGAAAUGAAAACCGAAGAUGGAAAAGUGGAAAAACACUAUCUUUUUUAUGAUGGGGAAUCUGUUUCAGGAAAGGUAAACCUAGCCUUUAAGCAACCUGGAAAGAGGCUAGAGCACCAAGGAAUUAGAAUUGAAUUUGUAGGUCAAAUUGAGCUUUUCAAUGACAAGAGUAAUACUCAUGAAUUUGUAAACCUAGUGAAAGAGCUAGCCUUACCAGGAGAACUGACUCAGAGCAGAAGUUAUGAUUUUGAAUUUAUGCAAGUUGAAAAACCAUAUGAAUCCUACAUCGGCGCUAAUGUUCGUUUGAGGUAUUUUCUUAAAGUGACAAUAGUAAGGAGACUUACAGACUUGGUAAAAGAAUAUGAUCUUAUUGUUCAUCAGCUUGCCACCUAUCCUGAUGUUAACAACUCUAUUAAGAUGGAAGUGGGCAUUGAAGAUUGUCUACACAUAGAAUUUGAAUAUAAUAAAUCAAAGUAUCAUUUAAAGGAUGUGAUCGUCGGAAAAAUUUAC
This is a messenger RNA of Sorex araneus (European shrew), 734 nucleotides long. RefSeq names its product VPS26 retromer complex component A (gene VPS26A). The annotation marks the transcript as partial. Gene Ontology annotation, biological process: intracellular protein transport; retrograde transport, endosome to Golgi. The record is from RefSeq and is a predicted model, not a curated record. Lineage: Eukaryota; Metazoa; Chordata; Mammalia; Eulipotyphla; Soricidae. Gene Ontology annotation, cellular component: endosome; retromer complex. The transcript has 6 exons.